AUGCUGCUCCGGCCGCGGCGGCCGCCCCCGCCCGCGCCCCCGUCGCCCGCCCGCUCGGACCUCGAGGCGGACCCGGGGGCCUCGCCCGCGCCGGCCGCCUCGCCCGGCUCGCCCGCGCCGCCCGCGUCCCCCGGCUCGCCCGUGUCGCCCGGCUCGGCGCAGCGCACGCCCUGGAGCGAGCGGGAGACCGAGCUGCUGCUGGGCACGCUGCUGCAGCCGGCCGUGUGGCGCGCGCUGCUGCUGGACCGGCGCCGCGCGCUGCCCACCUACCGCCGCGUGUCGGCCGCGCUGGCCCGCCAGCAGGUGCGCCGCACCCCCGCGCAGUGCCGCCGCCGCUAUAAGUUCCUCCGCGACAAGCUGCGCGACGCGCACGACCAGCCGCCGGGACCCUUCGACCCGCAGAUCCGCGAGCUCGUGGAGCUGCUGGGCGACCACGGGCCGCCCCGCAGCCGCCGCCGCUCCCCGGGGCGCCCGCAGCGCGCCCGCCGCCCGGCCAGCAGCGCGCCCGCCGAGCCGGGGGCCGCGCUGCCGCCCGGCGCGCGGGACGCCGACGCGGACCCGUCCUGGACGCUCAGGUUCAGCGCGUCCCCGCUGAAGGCCGACGCCCCCAGGCCCCCCGGCUCCCCGCCGGCGCUCUCCGGCUUCGACCCCGCGUUCGGCCGCCCCGAGGGCCACGCGCCCUUCCGAGACCCCGACGGCUCGUCGCCGCCGCCGCCGCCGCCGCCGCCGUCCCCCGCCCGGGAAGACCCCGCCUUGCCGCCCGGCAGCCCGGAGCAGCCCGCGCCCGCGCCGCCGACGCUGAACGCCGCCCUGCUGCAGACCCUGGGCCACCUGGGCGACAUCGUGACCAUCCUGGGCCCGCUGCGCGACCAGCUGCUGACCCUCAACCAGCACGUGGAGCAGCUGCGCGGCUCCUUUGACCAGACCGUGUCCCUGGCCGUGGGGUUCAUCCUGGGCAGCGCCGCGGCCGAGCGGGGCGUCCUGGGUGACCCGCGCCAGUGA
Messenger RNA from Sorex fumeus (smoky shrew), 1002 nucleotides. It is a transcript of the gene UTF1, whose product is annotated as undifferentiated embryonic cell transcription factor 1. Lineage: Eukaryota; Metazoa; Chordata; Mammalia; Eulipotyphla; Soricidae. The transcript has 2 exons. The record is from RefSeq and is a predicted model, not a curated record. The coding region runs from base 1 to 1002 and encodes 333 amino acids.